Prorocentrum cordatum is the source of this 480-nucleotide messenger RNA. The record is from the annotation of a GenBank genome assembly. Lineage: Eukaryota; Dinophyceae; Prorocentrales; Prorocentraceae.
AGCUCAGCCAUUCUUCUCCCGAGCGCUUCAGAGAUUUCGGCAACGGCCCCGUGACGCCAUGGCAGGCCCCCAGAGGAAGCCAGUGUUCGAGUGGCUGGCUGAUCCUCGCGGCAUGAACGAGGUUGAUCGUGCUGUACUGGGGCUCGCCAAGGCAGUGGAGAAGCAGCGUGAGAAGCCCAACGCCUUAGAGGACGAGCUCAGUGAUGCUAGAACCGAGAUUGCGGCGAAGGAUGAUGAAAUCAAUAUGCUGGAGUCGGAACUCAGGAUGCUCAUAAACAAAAAUGCUUCAUUACAGGACGAGCUGGAUGUGUUCAAGGGGAAGGGGUCCAGUGAUCGUACCGAGACGGGGGAGGCGAAACCGAACAAGGAGAGGACCGAGGCCGAGGGCUCCGCGAUCGACCGCGACAACACCGAUUCCGACUAGCUGGUGACCUGAGUGGCUGAGUCGGGCAAGCAAGCGUCUCGGCUAGCAUCUAAGAG